Molecule: messenger RNA, 2870 nt
Organism: Patiria miniata (bat star)
Lineage: Eukaryota; Metazoa; Echinodermata; Asteroidea; Valvatida; Asterinidae
Gene: lzic
Product: protein LZIC-like
Exons: 7
Coding region: 245-817 (190 amino acids)
Molecular function (GO): beta-catenin binding
Source: RefSeq, a predicted model, not a curated record
GACUCGCUGAAAAGAGUCUGGGUUACUGGGUUUGACAUCUUCGGUUGUUUUCGAGGAAAACCUUGUAGUUGUCACUCGGUCUUUGUUUGGGGCUGACACUUCCUGCAUUUAAAAAUCCAGUUUUGUGAAGUCUGUUUAAGGAAGAAAUGACAACAUUAUCCGCAGCAGAUAAUUGUUGAAACAACAGAGAGCAACAGACAAACAUCUCAUUCUUGAGUUCAGUGUACUUUGACUUCAAUCAAAGAUGGCAUCCCGUGGGCAGUCCGAGACGACAAAGUUGAAACAGAACAUGGAGGAGCAGUUAGACAGAUUGAUGGCCCAGCUGUCAGACCUGGAAGAGGCUAGGGAGGACAUGGAUGAUGAUGAAUAUGAGGAGACGAAGCAAGACACCAUAGAGCAGCUACAGGACUUCAAGGAGUCACUGACUAAGAUGAUGGCCGGUAACAUGACGUUAGUGGAUGAACUCAACGGAAUGCAGAUUGCAAUCCAAGCAGCGAUCAGCCAGGCCUUCAAGACACCAGAAGUCAUCAGGCUCUUUGCCAAGAAGCAGCCAGGCCAGCUCAGGCAAAGGCUAGCAGAGGUUGAAAGAGAUGGUAAAGUAGGGAAGCUGUCCCACGACAGCUACACACAACAGAAGGUGGAGAUCCUGACAGCGCUCAGAAAGCUGGGAGAAAAGUUGACGCCAGCCGAGUCCGAGUUUCUGGCCAGUAAUUCCAGCCAGGCGCUCAAUGAAUUUGAAAAGGUCACAGGAAACAUCGGCCCCAGUGAAAAGCUCCUUCAAGUAGCGAGCUCCCAGGUCCAGCAAGCCAGCAAGUGAUCUCAAUGCAACUCUAGAAUCUGGAUCAAGCAAGACCAACUUCUGCCAAGGUCUCUGGACUCAUGGCCCACCCGUUGGACCUUUCCCCCAAGCAACCUGCCAAAAAUUUGCCUUAUGCCACCUGACAUCUUGCAACAAAGUUGGCUCCUUUUGAAAGAGUGAAUUUUCACGCAGUCGUAAAAAAUAGCGAAUGGAACAUUGGCUUCAAUCUCAACUUGUUGGAAUUUUUUUUUAAUUAAUUUUUUUAACAUUUGUCCAUUGCCAUUUAUGUUUUUAUCAUCCGGGGGCAGCUAUUCAACAUUUACUGGGACGCUUUAAACCUCACUUCGGUAUUUCAUGCAAUGCACUCACGUCCAGUGAUGUGUACAUGUACAGAGCUUCACACAAUGCAUAUGUGAUGGACACUCCGGCACGGUGUGAUCCAGUGAUGGUGAACAAAAUCCAGAGAUGCCACUUUUCUGGUUUAAACUGGAAUUCCGGGGUUUUUUUUAAUCUCACAAGAUUCUGGUUUUCCAGCCGUAAACAAAAACUGGAAAAAGAAAAGAAAAACUGUGGAAAUGCGUUGAUUUUUACCUCGUUUUUAAUAGUGCUCUCGAUUACGCACGCAAGGCACAACGUGGUUCGUUAAUGUAGUCUUAAAUACAAGUCUUUGUUGUUGCCGAGCCUGCAUGCGAUACAGGCGGCCAACAUACGUUCUUGCACGCAGUAUACAACAGCGCCUGGCAUGCUGCAUGCACCACUUGCAGGCGUGUUGUGUGCUAAGCACAUGUAGCAUUCAGCCUGAAAAUCAAGACUAUCACUUCAGUUUUCGGUGGUUCCCGAUCGCAGUGAUAUAUGUGAAUACAAAAAACGCCGGGUACCAAGAGUAACACUCUCGAACGCACCCCGACAGUGUUGUGAAAUCGUGCAUGUUUCCGAUGUUUCGUGUUGAAUAUUGCGUUGGCAAUUUGGGAAGGCAGAAUAAAUAAUAGGAUUAUGGAAAAAUUCAAAGUGAUUGAACGAACCGACAGCUUAAGGCCAUAGAAGCAAAAAUAAAUGGAACUGGGUUUGGCUACAACAAGAGCAAGAUGACAACGGGGACUUUGUAUCGGAGUGGCUUUUUCACAAACAAUAAAGUUCCGGGGUUUUUUUUUUCAAGCAGACCCUGUGGCAUCUCUGAAAAUCGGCCUUGUAUUAAUCAUGAACAAAACUAUCAUGGUUAUUGCAACAUCGGAUUUAGUGUUAACACCCAGUAUGCACUGAAUUGUUAUAUUUGUUUUUAAAGAAAUCCAAUGACAUUUAUUAUACAAUGUUGUCACUCGACAUUCUUUUGUUAAGUUCGCUACCCAUAUAGUUGUGUUGUUCCAUUAUUGCAUAGAUGUACCAGAAACAAUUUUAGCUACGUGAGAUUUUUAUUUCAUAGUGUACAUUUCAUUCAAUGGUGUCUGCUUUUGCGUUCCAAAUUAUUUCUUUUAGAAAUUUGGCUUUCGUAUGUGCUCUCUACUAAGAAAAUAAUAAAACUUCUCUGUACUAUAAAAAUGCUAGGACUUGGACAAUUCUCCUGAUUUCCUAAUUUUAACUUCUCUUUCUUAUUCAAUGGAGGGAGUUGGUAGAACUUAGGUAUAUUGGUAGAUUGGUCAUAUUAUUUCGGCAGCUACUUCUUUCCCAGUCUUGAGCGUUAUUUGCUGGUGCUUUCUGUAGACAUUGAAUGGACAUUUUGUGCCAAUAUGUGUUGUGCUAUUUUGAUCUUUGUAUUUUGAAAGUUUAUCUGUAUAUAUGGCCGUCUCUUUUGUUUUCGUAUAUUUUGUUUAGAAUGAUGUUAUCAUGAUUACUCUACACCUUCUUGAGUUAGUCUAGGUUUCUGUUGAUUUAUAAACAUUUACUAAUUUAUAAAAUUUCAAUCAAUGUGAGGAUACAUUGUGAAAGGCCAAGAGAAGUAUCCCUUCUUUUGGUUGUAAUUUUUUAAUGUCUUUAAAUCCAUACCAAAUUUCUAAACUCUAAAUUAUUGAGUUUGAAGUUCACCUUUUAUGGUUACUGGUGACUUUAAUAAAUCAACAACAAAAAGGAAAAUGAG